This is a messenger RNA of Boleophthalmus pectinirostris (great blue-spotted mudskipper), 3994 nucleotides long. RefSeq names its product threonyl-tRNA synthetase 2, mitochondrial (gene tars2). Bases 1801 to 3885 code for a protein of 694 amino acids. The transcript is spliced from 18 exons. NCBI's taxonomy places the organism in Eukaryota, Metazoa, Chordata, Actinopteri, Gobiiformes, Gobiidae. The record is from RefSeq and is a predicted model, not a curated record. Gene Ontology annotation, molecular function: ATP binding; threonine-tRNA ligase activity. Gene Ontology annotation, cellular component: cytoplasm. Gene Ontology annotation, biological process: threonyl-tRNA aminoacylation.
UCUAGGCCUUUCAAAAUCAAUAUAUUGUUUUACUUAGUGAUUCAUGCUAUUCACUUGUAUGUGGUAAAGGCUGCCUUUAUAGGCUUGACAAAUGUAUCUAAAAUGGGAUGCACUGGCUCAUUGGUCAUUUUCCCUGUAUCAGGGUAAUCUGAGUAUUUCCUACAUUCGUUACGUCAACGCUGAUAGUACAAAAAACAUUCUAUAACACAUAAUAUAUGUAUCAAUGCUACAUGACCAGGAAUGGACAUUUUUAUUAUUCACCCAAACUUGAAUACAGGAGUGAAAGUCACUAAUUACAAAUGUGUACUACUGUAAUUCAAAAUCAUUCUCAAGAACACAAGUCCCAAUUGUCCCAAUGUAUGGCUGUCUUACCACUGUCUCUCCUCCUUUGCACACUUUCUAAUCCCUCAAACACACAUGACAGCACUGCAUCACCUGCUCUUAUUGGGCAGAGCUUUAAGAAUAUGCAGAAUUAAGUUUUAAAAAUGAAUUAAACUUUGCACAGUUUCAUUUAUUAAAUAUUUUAUAUAAAAGAUUGUUAAAAGUAAUUGAGUACAUCUGUGGCCAUGUAACUAUUCUUAUCUAUAGUAAACAUUUCAGUACUCUUUCCACCACAACUUGAAUGUUAAGUCAAUACAGCAUUUUCCCCCCAAUUUCACAUAAAAUAGGUUAUGCUCACAACAAAUAAUAUGAAUCCAACCCAACAGUGGGGUUUGAUUCUUUUACUGUUUACAUUGGACCAUCCAUCUGACAUUGACAUCAUUAAAUUCUACAAUGUGAAAGCAACUUAUAUGUUAAUAUUCUUACAAUUACAGUGCAAAUGAUGAUUUUCAACGUUGCUCUUUUAGCACUAUGCUCUAUAUUUCUUAUGUUGUGUAAUCACACACACAGGAAUCACAAUGUUGUUAAGAACCAAUUUCUGUACAUUACACUGGCACUGAACCCUGCUGAUGCCCUGGGACUGAUUUUUAUUUUUGUUUAUUUAUUUUUGCCGCACGCCUCUUGUCUAUCUGCAUGAGGAAAACGGUGUCCCACAAUGAUACUUAGUGCUCUGUCUGCAGAGUUGAUAUUACAGCUGACUUCGUGUGGCACCCGCCCCACACCACACGUUUCAAUAGUGUAGUUAAGGUGAAUGGCUCCCCCAAGUGGAGCGUUGUUGGUACUUCAGUACCUAAUAAAUGGCCAUAUCCGUGUAUAGCAAUUUAGUAAAUACACCCUGUCUUCCGGGGAAAUCAUCUUCUUGGAUGUUCAAAGAUAUGUGCAGGCCUGUCUACGUUGUGGCCAGAUUAAUUUUGACAUUUUAUGUUAUCUCAAAUGGGUAGAAACAUUUCCAAAUGUUGUGCAAGUUAAAAGAUGUUCAUGUUCCUUAAUUCUUUUUUCAUAGUUGACCUGAAGUGUUUUUAUCCUUGCUAAUUAGAUAAAUAACAACAUACAUUGUGGGGAAUUUAGUUUGAUAUCCGUGAUUCAGAGUGCCGGGACGGUGCCAUGUUUAGAAUUUAUCAUUAAUGGGAUACAAACUGUGGAUAUGGGAAAGAUGAAGCCUAUUAAUCGUCUGCUCUAUGCAUUUUCUUCUGCCAAAUCCUAUUGCAUUUCAGUAAACACUUGUAUGUUCGUGUGGGUGUGCGCGCUCUGAGGCUCAUGGACGCGCACGUAGAGUCGCGUCUCCACAUUGUCCCGCCCCUUUCCUCUGUAGCCAAUCACCUGCUGCUCUGUCUCUGCUGGUUUCCGGUGUUAUGGCUGCCCUUAGAUUUGAGGGCAAUGAUGUGAUUACUACUUUAUAUACAUGUGCUUUUAGCAAAGAUGGUGAUGCAAGUUAUUCCUCUUAUUUUGUGUCGGACACUCGCUCGCAAUAUUAUUCACGGACAAAGGACUUACGUCAAGGUAUCCUCUUUUUCACUCAAGCAACUGCAGUUAUUUGACUCUCUUAAGAAAAAGCAGGAAAACAGUUGCACAGAUGAUGGGCCUGCAGGUGAAGUGAAGCCUGUGACUGUACGUUUGGCCAGUGGUCAAACUCUUGAAGCGAAAGCAGGAUGCACCACUCCUCUCAACAUUGCACAAAGAGCCCGUGUUAAAGGGGCUUUGGUCACCAAAGUGAAUGGAGAACUAUGGGAGCUUGGGCGACCAAUACAGGCUGACUGUGAACUGCAGUUCUUGGGCUUCGAGACCCCUGAAGGACGACAGGCUGCUUGGAGGACAGGGGCCUGUGUGCUUGGUGCGGUGCUCAAGUCUGAUCUCAGGGCACAGGUUUACAGAGAGGGAACAACAGAGCUGGGUCUUUUCUGUGAUCAUGUUUUGAAGGACAGUGUGCUGACUUUGUGUGACAUGGAGGAAAGAUGCUUGAAGGCGGCUGCUCAGAAACUCCCUCUCACUAGACUGGAUCUAAGUAUUGAGGAGGUCCAGGAACUUUUUCAGGAUAAUGAGUUGCGUCUUCAGCUUGUUGAGGAGCAGAUGUCUGGCCCUGUUGUCUCUGUUUACAGGUGUGGGGACAGUAUAGGAGUCUGCGAUGGUCCACUUCUUCCUCACACAGGCUACCUUAAGAUUUUCAAAAUGCUUCAGAUUUCACCUGUAACGUUGUCAAAUCAGACAGAGGUCUCAGGUUUGAUGCGUCUUUUAGGGGUAGCCUUCCCCGGGGCCAAGGAGCUGGAGGAGUGGGAAAGGGAGCAGGAAGAAGCUCGAAGGAGGGACCACAGACGAAUUGGAAAAGACCAAGAGUUGUUUUUCUUUAGCGAUGUUAGUCCAGGUAGUUGCUUUUUUCUACCUAAAGGAGCCCAUAUCUACAAUACUCUCACAGAUUUUAUUAAGAGUGAAUACCAAAAGAGGGGCUUCACUGAGGUUGUGACUCCGACUUUGUACAGCACUGCAUUAUGGGAGCGCUCUGGCCACUGGGAGCACUACAGCGAGAACAUGUUCACUGUUACAUCAGAGGGAUCCCAGACAUAUGCACUGAAACCCAUGAACUGCCCUGCACACUGCCUCAUGUUUGAGCAUCGUGUUCGGUCAUGGAGGGAGUUGCCUCUGAGGUGGGCUGAUUUCGGAGCGUUGCAUCGAAAUGAACUCUCUGGAGCUCUGGGCGGCCUGACCCGAGUGCGCCGCUUCUGCCAGGAUGACGCUCACAUCUUCUGCACCCCUGAGCAGUUGGAGGAGGAGAUCGUGGCCUGUCUGGAGUUUGUGCGCUCUGUCUAUCACGUCUUUGGCUUCACCUUCCAGUGCCUUCUGUCCACACGCCCAACACCGUGUCUGGGGGAGCCUGAGCAGUGGGACAGUGCAGAGGAGCAGCUGGAGAGGAGUCUGCAGCACUUCGGAGAGCGCUGGGAGGUGAAUCCAGGGGAUGGAGCUUUCUACGGGCCAAAGAUUGAUAUCCAGAUCAGAGAUGCCAUUGGGAGGCAACACCAGUGUGCAACAAUCCAGCUGGACUUUCAGCUGCCUAUUCGAUUUGAUCUUCAGUAUGUGGGAAAAGAUGGACAGUCACAUCGCCCAGUGAUGAUACACAGAGCUGUGCUGGGAUCCCUGGAGAGAAUGAUUGCUAUACUGGCAGAAAACUUUGGGGGAAAAUGGCCUUUGUGGUUGUCUCCUGCACAAAUUAUGGUCAUUCCAAUUGGGGGCAGUAGCGAGUCAUAUGCCAAGCAGGUGGUGGACCAGUUGAGUCGAGGCGGUUUUAUGGUUGAUAUGAAUGACGAUCCUGGGGCCACCUUAAACAAGAAGAUCCGCUCUGCUCAGCUGGCUCAGUACAACUACAUAUUUGUGGUUGGCGAGCAGGAGAGAGAGACGGGGACAGUAAAUGUUCGAAGUAGAAAAGGGAAACAGUUGGGGAGGAGGACUUUAGAGGAGGUGAUGGCAGCUCUUACGAAGCUACGAGACAUGCGGAGUAACUUGGAUGACUUUUAAAAUGUCUGGAAAUCAUGACUCACAGAGAAGAUGUUUAUGUUAUGUGUACAAGCUGUUUAUCUGUUUAUCCACCCUGAUGGGGAAUUUAUAAUAAAAUAGAUUCUGUAUA